Molecule: messenger RNA, 885 nt
Organism: Akanthomyces muscarius
Lineage: Eukaryota; Fungi; Ascomycota; Sordariomycetes; Hypocreales; Cordycipitaceae
Exons: 4
Coding region: 1-885 (294 amino acids)
Source: RefSeq, a predicted model, not a curated record
AUGGCAAUCUGGCAUUCUGGCAAAGUCGAAACGAGGAUCGAGCAUUCUCACCACAGCGUCGACAAGCUACGCGAGCACACCAGCGAGCGAGAGCACCAUUCCGGCUCAUGCAGCGGCUUUGCAUGCUGCAAAGACAAGAGCGGAAAUUUGAUACUGAAGGAGACUACUAAAGAUUGCGCGUUUCCUUUUCGACAAGCAUACACCUACUGCGUCGAGUUUAACUGCCGCUACGGGUGUAUACUGACGACGGAGGAGGCCUUUGUUUUUCGAAUUCGGCCAGUUGACCCGACAGACAAGACGAACACGUUGAAAAAUACGCUUCGGAAAUGUGGAUUGAUGGAGUAUGCAUCUAUUCCUUGGUCCCAGGAUGGAGGUACGAUCGUGAAUAAAGGCAAACACAAGAAAAACGAGCAACCUCUUACUUUCAACUUGGCCGUGUGGUUCCUCCAUGUGCUGGCUGCGUACGAGUCUGAGCCAAACUGGACGUACAACGUGCUGAAGUCUGAAAACCUGCAACAACAUGAAUGCCUACAUCCUCGGGUCCCAGCGACUCCAGAAAGUGAGAAAAAACAACGCCAGCGACCCGGCCGAAGCGGAUCUCGCAAGCGAGCGUACGAGGACGUUGGCGAAUCCUAUACCCACUCUUUUACCAGUGACAGUUUGGCAUUUACAGGCAGUUUCCAGUCGCAACGCUCUCGUCGAAGCGAAUCUGCACCGAGCGACACCACACACCGCAACGAGAGGACACGGCGGUUCCCGAAUGGCGAUUUUGCCACGAGCAUCAAGCAAGGCGACAGCUUCGCGUCGUCCAAUAAUGAUAGUGAAACGGGACAUACUGAAUUGAGGAGGUCUAAGCGUGUUCGAGCGGAAGGCUUCAAAUUGUAG